Messenger RNA from Hemibagrus wyckioides, 1807 nucleotides. RefSeq lists its product as uncharacterized. The record is from RefSeq and is a predicted model, not a curated record. Lineage: Eukaryota; Metazoa; Chordata; Actinopteri; Siluriformes; Bagridae. Bases 82 to 1599 code for a protein of 505 amino acids. The transcript has 12 exons.
UGUGUCUUAAACAGGGUCAGUGUGCUAACGGCACAUGCAGGAAACCUGACUGUCCCACUCAAUAAUCUAUCUAUUGGAGACAUGUUGAAAUUUGUGUUGCUUCUCUUUGCUGUGGCUGGUUUCAAUGCUAGACCUUUGCAAUAUAAUGAUCUUCGGAUCCAGAAUGGUGGAUGGGUCAUUGGAGCCCCACAGCUGGUACAAGAUGGACAAGAAUACAUGGGGAACGCUGAACCUGCUAAACACCCCAGACAAGACCCAGAGUCUGAACCUCAGUGGGAAGUUGUUCUUGCUCCAUCCCAUACAGAAAAGAUGAGAGCUGAUGUGAACCAGAAAGUUGCUCCCAUUGAGAAGCACAGACAAGACACCGAACCAUCUAAGCGCUUUGUGGUGGAUCUGAACACCGGCUUGCUAAAGGAAUACGUCGUCUACAAUCCUGCAUCCAACCCUGAGUUCAGACAGGGCACUCAGAACUCUCGUGUAACCCUGGUGAACACCAGAACAGGGCAGCAGUUGCCUCAGCUAUCAGAGAUGCAGAGGAGAGCAGAACCAUUGUCUCAGUUCAGACAAGGCACAGAGUACAGUGAGCCAACCUUGAUGGAGCUCAGGAAACCCCAGAUGAUGAGGAGCAUGGACAAAUCCAAAGUUAACAAACAGGAAGCCACCCACAAAUCCUACAAUCCUGUAUCCAAUCCUGAGUUCAGACAGGGCACUCAGGACUCUCGUGUAACUCUGGUGGACAUCAAAACAGGACGUCAGUUGCCUCAGCUAACAGAGAUGCAGAGGAGAGCAGAACCAUUGUCUCAGUUCAGACAAGGCACUGAGUACAGUGAGCCAACCUUGAUGGAGCUCAGGAAACCCCAGAUGAUGAGGAGCAUGGACAAAUCCAAAGUUAACAAACAGGAAGCCACCCACAAAUCCUACAAUCCUGUUUCCAAUCCUGAGUUCAGACAGGGCACUCAGGACUCUCGUGUAACUCUGGUGGACAUCAAAACAGGACAUCAGUUGCCUCAGCUAACAGAGAUGCAGAGGAGAGCAGAACCGUUGUCUCAGUUCAGACAAGGCACUGAGUACAGUGAGCCAACCUUGAUGGAGCUCAGGAAACCCCAGAUGAUGAGGAGCAUGGACAAAUCCAAAGUUAACAAACAGCAAGCCACCCACAAAUCCUACAAUCCUGCAUCCAAUCCUGAGUUCAGACAGGGCACUCAGGACUCUCGUGUAACUCUGGUGAACAUCAAAACAGGGCAGCAGUUGCCUCAGCUAACAGAGAUGCAGAGGACAGCAGAACCGUUUGAGUUCAAACAAGGCACUGAGUUCAGUCUGGUGGCCUUGAUGAAUCUCAGGAAGACACAGAUGCCGGCCAAAACCCCACACUCUGCACAGGACACGGAAACCAAUGAGGUGUAUCCUGAGUUCAAACGUGGCAUUCAAUAUUCACAAGCUCAAAGACGACACAUCAUGGAUCAACAGCGUUUCCAAGCUCUAGAAAGUAAUGAAGUGGAUAUUUCUUCCACCAUGGAGGAGUUCGGACAUGGUAUGCAAUCCAGCCAUGACAGUAUAAUAGAUAGACGAAUCAUGGAGCCCUCUUAUGUGAAGCAAUAAAUCUUUCAUGAAGCUGAAGAUGUUUUUUGAUGGACAGCAGUACACUGUGGCCUGAAAAGAGCAUCCAUUUCUUCAUAUCCUGUACAGUGUCAAAAUCCCUGAGGAGCGAAACUGUCUGUUUUAUCAAGAGAUCAUCCACUGACUUGCCUAAUUACAAGGAGGAUGUAUUUUCUCUGAAAUGAAUUCAAAAUCAAUUAAUAUUUUACAA